GGAUGCUACUUGACCCACUACGAUGUCCUGGCAUUAACGACAACUCCUCCUACGCUCCUCGACAUAGCACAGUCUAAGCUUUCUUGCUGUUGUUUGUUAUUUAAUCCUGUAUUUCGUCGCUCUUUUUUCUCCUUUCCAUGUCUACUCUUUCUCCUCGGCACGAGUCGUCUUCCAGAAAUUGGUGGGCUCUCGCAAAAUCCUCUUCCAACCCUUCAUUUCAUUCCGACAAAUCCUCCUCGCGCGACAAGAAGAAAUUCAACACGAUUGCUUCAGCAAUUGGCCUAUCCAAAUCGAAGAAACAUCCCUCGCUAACCAUACAGAGCCCACCUCCCGCCAUACUCUCCGUUAAAUCGCAUUCAUCUCCCUUAACCCGCCCCCAGUCCCCCCCAAAUCAACAUCAGCCCAAAAGACCUCCUUCAAAGUCCGUUUCCUCCACGUCAGAUUCCAUCGAGCCAAGAACUCCUUCGGAUCCUAGAGAUUCAGGCUCUCAGCGUCAUUCUCUGCUGACCCUCUCCGAUACAGACCCGUUCGCAGCGAGAAAUAUAUCACUGGCCUCUCCAUCCGAAUCUAGCCGACUCUCAGCUUAUUCCGGUUCCUCUAUCCCUGACUAUCAUGUACAACCCAAGAAGUCGGACGCCCAACCUCCAAUUGAUCGUCAUUCGUACGCUUCGUCUUCGCCUCAAUCUUAUUUACAUCCUGCAGAGGAUAUUUCACUCCCAAACGGCCCGUCUUGGAUUUCUGAGCUGCCCAAUUACUCUAGUCUGAAGAGCGACGAGAAUCCAACCAUAGACGACCGAGUCUGGGACCAACUGUAUGACCCAGCCAGCAUGGAUAUCCUGAUCAAAUCCAGUUCUUCGACCACCUUGACCGACCACAAUCGGUUAAGCUAUCCUGACCGUGAAAACUUCAGUUCCUCACGACCCCCCGUGCGCGCCAGGGGCAUGACCGUCGGAAUCGUCGCUCAAAGGUCUAAAUUUCUCCACGAUGAAAGAGAGUUAAAACCGCCGUCCCCAAAAGUCAAUCCUCCACCCACUUCAUUCAACCACCGUGAUCCAACCUCUCCUUCUCCACGUGUCAUCGUCCGCCAGCCGUCAUUACAACGCAUGGGUCUUCCUGUUACGGCCCCUCCCAGCCAAAAGCUUCCACCACCACCUCUUGCAAAUGACCAAUUGGAAGACCGACCUGCCACUCCACGACGCACACGCAGGGACUCCGUAUCUUCCAUAUUCUCUUCCUUAUCCCGUGAUACCGGAAUGCACAAUCAACAUUACAUCCCUCGCUCUAAGACUCGAGAUGGAACCUCACUGACAUCGGAGGAGCGGGCGGAUUCUUCAAUGAUGUUAAAGAGAGCCGUGUCACAGCAGUCGCUCAAAGGAACGAUAACCCCCUCUAAGACAGACACAUCUGUGGAGAAGGUACCUAAGAAACAACGUUCUUUUCACCAGAUCCGCGUACCUGUUCCGCCCAUGCCCACUCCGCUGCGCCACACUAGCACAUCCACACACGAAGGCCCUCAGGUCACAGAGUCAAAAAGGGAUAGUUUGAGUAAUAGUAAUAACCCUCCUAACCCCGUACGCAAGCGCUUGUUUUCAGGAUCUAGCAUGCGCCGGCCUUCGACGUCACAGUUCACAGUCCCUGAAGACGAUACACGAUCGGUCUUCAGCAUCCCGAUUGAGACAGAUUAUGUAUCACGAGCGUCGCGGAAGUCAACGGGUCCAGCUCAACAGUCGAUUCAAGUCUCUUCGUUCUGGGAUGAAGUCGAUCCGCCUAGUAGCCCUCAACCCUCUUUGAUGGACUAUACGCCCAUGCAGAUUAUGUCCCCUGCGGAGAUGUUGAAAUUGGAAGCGAGUGUUCAGGAAUCCAUGGAAGUGACACGAUCUAGAGGACUUUCAAUCGCGUCGGCGUCUUCUACGUUUACAUCCGAGUCGGAGCACACACCAUCUAUCAUGAGUGUUACGUCUCAAAGUCUCGGGAUAUCAUUGACGAGUAACCCGCCUGGUCCUUCACGAUCUCAUUCCAUGCUCGUUCCUCGGAAUGAGGAUAGUAUUUCCUGCACUUCCGUUCGCCCAUCGACAUCACAAGGUUCACCCAUGGUGGGGUUGAAAAGUUGUAACGACUGUAGUACAAACGAGCCAUCUCCAAACCCCUCAGAGGUUGUCAGCCUUUCUCCCCCACCUCGACCCAGACGAAAAACGCACCAUCCACCACUUGUUGAUCACAGUCGACAAAUCAACGAUUUCCCUACGAUGGUGUCAUUGCCACCCCCCCCGCGGUCGCGAUCGAAGAGCUUAAGAUCCAACGCUUCUGCGUCGCUCAAGUCGACACCCACGGCGAUGACAACACCUCCGGUAAUGUCUAUGACACGCAAGUCGAUCGUAAAGAAACCGUCAUUCCUCCAUAUAGACGACGAUCAAGUCGACCACACUCGCGCAACUAAAGCUCCGGAGCCACAACUUCGGGCCAGUAUCAUCUUCAAACAUGAAGACAGUUUCCUGGACUUCGCAAGAGACUCGCUGGAUACUUUACAGAGUGACGAAUGACCUGGUGACCGAUCAACAGUCCUCUAUAUCUUUAUUAAAUUUAUGUUCCUUGUUUUGCUGCUAUACACCUUUCUUCUAGUUACCAAAUUAACCUACUCACUGGACGCUCUUCUGCGAUUGAUAUAUCUUGUUUUACGUUUAGUUUCUUGUCUUUUCUUGCACAUCACUACCAUGGAUGACCGGAUAUCAGUCAUUUACUCACUGUCCUUUUUCUCUUCAUUUCCAUUACAUUACCCCCCUCGGGAAUAUCUCAAGCUCAGCUGUCACCCUGUCCUACAUGUCUUUUUACUCGUAGCCCAAGUGCUUACUUCCUUCCUGCUUGUCCUCUAUAGUUCCCACUACAUACGUCUAUAGCUUGUCUCAAGUAAACAGCAGCUGAUUCAAUUAUUGAUUGAAUAGAAAGUACAUCACAAU
Messenger RNA from Marasmius oreades (fairy-ring Marasmius), 2954 nucleotides. RefSeq lists its product as uncharacterized. Bases 138 to 2540 code for a protein of 800 amino acids. The transcript is spliced from 2 exons. The record is from RefSeq and is a predicted model, not a curated record. NCBI's taxonomy places the organism in Eukaryota, Fungi, Basidiomycota, Agaricomycetes, Agaricales, Marasmiaceae.